Messenger RNA from Pseudoliparis swirei, 4104 nucleotides. It is a transcript of the gene fosb, whose product is annotated as FBJ murine osteosarcoma viral oncogene homolog B. The record is from RefSeq and is a predicted model, not a curated record. Gene Ontology annotation, molecular function: DNA-binding transcription factor activity, RNA polymerase II-specific; RNA polymerase II cis-regulatory region sequence-specific DNA binding. Gene Ontology annotation, biological process: regulation of transcription by RNA polymerase II. NCBI's taxonomy places the organism in Eukaryota, Metazoa, Chordata, Actinopteri, Perciformes, Liparidae. Gene Ontology annotation, cellular component: nucleus. The coding region runs from base 17 to 1321 and encodes 434 amino acids. The transcript is spliced from 5 exons.
UGGAUUAAACUUCUUCAUGCAACUUUUGUGGAAAGAGACCAAGAGCACCUCGUCGGGGAAUAGUAAAAACAUCAGCAACGGUGACAUCGCGGGCUCUCUAGUUACUGGAGGUGUCGCGUUCUCUCCCGGUCCCUCCGGGGAGAUGUACCAAGGGUUUCCCGGCGAUCCAGACAGCGGUUCCCGUGGAAGCUCCUCUCCAUCUAUAGAGUCCCAGUACUUUUCCUCCGUGGACUCCUUCGGAAGCCCGCCGACCACCAGUGCUCCGCAGGAGUGUGUGUCAGCGGGAGCAGGCUUAAGCAUCGUGGGCAGCGGGCCAGGGGCCAGUGUCGGAGCAGAGAUGCCCGGUUCAUUCGUGCCCACCGUCACCGCCAUCACCAGCAGUCAGGAACUGCAGUGGAUGGUACAGCCGACCCUCGUCUCCUCCCAGGCCUCUGGGCAGAGUGGGUCCACAACCAUGACCCAGUCAAUGUCAUUGCUUGACCCAUAUGACAUGCCAGGCCCCAGUUAUUCCUCAGGGUCUGCAUUUACCCCUGCGAGUUCGGACAAUCCGGGCCCGGCUCCGGGCCCGAUUCGCCUGUCCAGAGCCCGCAGCCGCCGUCCACGAGAAGAGUCAGUGAGUGACGAUGGAGAUGUUGGUGUGUUGCUAACACCAGAAGAGGAGGAGAAGAGGCGUGUUCGGAGAGAAAGAAACAAGUUGGCUGCCGCAAAAUGUAGAAACCGACGACGAGAACUCACAGACAAGCUGCAAUCGGAAACGGACAUACUGGAGGAGGAGAAGGCAGAGCUGGAGGCUGAGAUCUCUGAGUUGCAGAAGCAGAAGGAGCGUCUGGAGUUUGUCCUGGUGACCCACCAGCCAAGCUGUAAGAUCCCAUACCAGGACCAGUCUCAGCAGAGCUCAGCGCAGCUCCCUCCUCAGACCUUACAACCUCCGGUCUCCAUUGUGGGCUUGGCUGUGAAGGAAGACUCUUUCUAUCUGCCUCCUGCGUACACAGCCUAUCCGGCCUCAGCACAGUCCCAGCCUCCGCUUCAGCAGCAAGUCCAGCAGCAGCCUCAGCAAGGGAUAAUGCAGGAGGUAGAGUUUUCUAGUUCUUUCUAUGGCUCAAGUGAGUCGGCACCAGGCGGGCCGUGCCACAUAGCCAGCGACGGUGGUGGUGGUGUUAACCAUGACGACGCGGCCAUUGGCAGCUACAACACCUCAUACACAUCUUCAUUUGUGUUCACCUACCCAGAGGGAGCCUGCGGGGUCAGUGCCAACCAGCGGAACAGCAGUAGCGAGCAGUCUUCUGAUUCCCUGAACUCGCCUUCACUGUUGGCACUCUGACUGACUGACAGACACACACACAUAUCAACAAGCACACGUUACGCUGGUUGGAAGUAGAGGCUGAGGCCAGCACAUGCAGAGUACCCAUCAGUCUCGCAGAUUGGGAGAAAAGAACCAGUCGUUUGUUUCUGAUUGGGUUAAAGUUGACAUAUUCAUGCAUUCGAAUCAAGAGCCAUAUAAAUAGUUACAUUUGAUCUCGCCUUUGACUACGAUACAGAACUCAGUACUUGUUUUGUAUUAUGAGAAUACCUGCAGCUGGACAAGAUAAGUGAAUACAAACUUAGUGAGAGAAUCAUGUUCAAGUUGCAAAGCUUGAGUGCUCUGAAUCGAAAGAUGGAUUCAGAAUGAAUAUUCUCAAUCUUCAACCUCACAGUACAUUGAGUAAGAUACCACAAGCCAAACACUCCAACAAGCAACAGUGCCCCGAGCUUGUUCCCUCUGUCGGUCGACUUUCCAGUGUUCUUGCUCUCAUUCUUUUCCAUUCUUUACUCGCUUCUUCCUCUCGCUGAAUGUUUGUGCAAAUCAGAAAUUGAAGGACACGUCACCUCUAACCUUUCAUCUGCUCGACUUCCCUUUGCUUCUUCAUUUUGGACAUGUUGGGGAUCUGAUUGAUGCAGUCUCCCCUAAAUCUUCUGCUUUCCUCUCUUUUUGGUUCUUUAUUCUUCUGUCGUCUGACUAUGUGCCAUGCGACCCUUCUCUGCCCGUCUGUUUCCCCCUUUUCUGUCUCUGUGUUUCUCCCUCUUUCUGAAGUCUUUAACCCUAGAGAGCCCGAAGACCCCCUCCAGCCCCUGGGACCUUGAGUGAAUGACGGCCCAGCUAAAACACGCCCUUUUGCACCCUCUCAUGCAAGGACAUGGACACCACCUCCAUGAGGAAGACCCUUUUCUUGGAGCGCUUUGCUCAAAGUGGAUCCUUCGUGAACAGCAGCUAAUUAGCUUCACUUACGCACAUAGGCAUAAUUGAUGAAUACAAAAUGCUAGACGGAUGCCACUGUCUUCUGCUGAGCCAUUUCUCAAUGUUCACACAAUAUAAAUUAAGACACCUCUCGUGUUGUGGGGCCGGUUAAAAGUGAGGCUGGGAGACUCCCGUCCUAACCAUCCAUUUUCGGUCCCAAGUGUUGAAAAUGCAGAAAGAGCCAAAUGUUAAAAACAAAGAAGAUAAGGGAAAAGAAACCCUGCUCUUGCCAACUGUGUGGAAGAGUAGCCUCGGUGGAAACACCUCCAUACCAGAGCCUCGUCACCCUGGGCCUACGUGCCUAUAUUCACACCAUUGCUUUCAUGUCUCUGAGCUGACGAUAGACGUUUUGUUGCAGCACACCAGCUCUGUGUUUUGCUCAGAAUCAAUGGGAUGUGAACCGUGGCCUUCAGACAAGGGACCUUUUGUAGUGAUUAAGACAACCUCUAAACAUUUGGGCUCAGUGGUCUCUGUACCUCCCCUGUUUUCUCAGUGGAGAAGAGUUGGGGGUGCGUUUAUUGUGAGUGUGUCCUCUCUGAGGCCCCUGGCCCGUUUAUUUCUUUCUUUAUUGAGGUUGAUGUGGAGGUUGAGCGCAAAGCGAGACCUGGAAACAAAAGGGGCGAACAUGUGGGCCGAUGUCGUGGAGUGAGCGUUUCUUUGCCUGUGAAUUUGUACAAUUUGUUUUCUGUAUGUUUGAGUAAGAAUUGUUAUAUAUUUUAGUGUUUAUGUUUGUUUGUGUGUUUGAUUGUUUUGCAUUGACCUCUGCUUUCACUGUUGCCGUUUCUUUUUUUCUUUUUCUUUUUUUUCGUGUGGUGAUUUUCUCAUUACUGUUACUAUUAUUAUUGUAUCAAAACUAUUUGCUUCAUUAUUUUGUUGUAUUUUCAUUUGGCAACUUUGGAGGCAUGUUGUGCACUACAAAAAAAUCAAAUUAUAAAUCUAUAUGCACAUACAUAUAUACAGGUAUAAAUGUAUGUACCAUGAUUGUAAAGUAUGAAUGUCUGCAGAUCUAAAUGGAAUAUUUUUGUCAAUGAAGAACAAGAUAAAAUGUUACUGAGGUUUAAAAUACAUAUUUUUCUAAAGGAACUUACAAAGAUAUAUAAUGAAUUUACAGUCCUGCCCUGUCCCAUGAAGCACGAUGUCACUGCCUCUAUCAAGGUGUAUUUAUGUUUUAAAAACAAUAUAAAGCACUAUCCAAGUUACAUUAAAUGUAUGUUUAUAAUUACGAUGUUCGAAGGUUGUGCCUUUGUUUUGUUUGUUCUUUCUCUGUGAGGUCUGUCCCAAAGCUACUGACACCUUAAUGCCACUUGAUCGUUAGCAGAUGCAAAAUGAGGAAACAAACUAGUGUUAUUGAAUGUCGGUACACAAAUUAAAAGCCUUCAGACUAUAAGAUAAUGACUGAACUGUUUUAUUUCAGUAUGCAUUUCUGACAAGUAUAAAGAUCUCAGUCAAUAACAUUGUUAUUUACCAACUGAAACAUGUGUUUAAAGGUAACCGCAGUUUUAGCCUUCAUAUGUACAUUCUAAUGUUAAUCCAUUCUUGUACUCAAACGAAUAUGUUGUCUAAUUGAGAUGAACAUUUCUUGUGAUUGUAUUUGCUGGAUAAGAAGCUUUAUUUUCAAUGAAUAAACAUGUUUAUUCAAAAACAAUGUCUAGCUUAAUGGUCUAAACGUGGCUCUUGGUGGUCAGACAAUGGGAAGAUCUAAUUUUUUAAAUGUUGAAUAAGGACUGUGUUUGUACAGAUGUCGGAGAGGCUUUUGAUUUCUCUCUAAAUGCAAAUGUGAUGAGAAUAUGUUCUGUUGUCAGAAUAAGCAUAAAACAUGUUCAAUAGUU